AUGAAUUCGUACUAUCCAAAGUUCUUGAUUCUAAUUUCACUUCUCUUAAUUCCUCUAUCUUCAUCUGCAUCGCCUUUAAAUCAAGAAUCACAAGCUAUAGAAUCUCUGCUAAACCGUUUGGAUGCCAAGAAACCAUCUUUUUCAGUACAAGAAUCUGCAGCCAAGGGUGUUCUUCACAGAUUGCUUCCUUCUCAUUUGUCCAGCUUUGAAUUUAAUAUUAUCACAAAGGAUGUCUGCGGUGGAAGUAACUGCUUUCGAAUAAGCAAUUACGAGAGGUCAAGCAGAGAUUCGGCUGAAAUAUUGAUACAAGGAACUACAGCAAUUGAAAUAACAUCAGGCCUUCAUUGGUAUUUAAAGUACUGGUGUGGUGCUCAUGUUUCCUGGGACAAGACUGGAGGUGCUCAACUUGCUUCAGUUCCCAAGCCAGGAUCACUUCCACAUGUGAAAAAUGAGGGAGUGAUAAUUAAGCGUCCUGUGCCGUGGAACUAUUACCAAAAUGUUGUGACUUCCAGCUAUUCCUAUGUUUGGUGGGAUUGGGAAAGAUGGGAGAAAGAGAUAGAUUGGAUGGCUCUUCAAGGAGUCAACUUACCUCUGGCAUUUACUGGACAGGAAUCCAUCUGGCAAAAAGUUUUCUCAGAGUUCAAUAUUACGAAGAAGGAUUUGGAUGAUUUCUUUGGUGGACCUGCCUUUCUUGCUUGGGCUCGCAUGGGUAAUUUACAUGGGUGGGGCGGACCUUUGACUCAAAAUUGGUUAAAUAAACAAUUGAUUUUGCAAAAACAGAUAUUAACCCGAAUGGUAGAGCUCGGGAUGACCCCAGUGCUCCCAUCAUUCUCCGGGAAUGUUCCAGCUGCAUUAAAAGCAAUAUUCCCCUUGGCGAACAUAACUAGACUCGGGGACUGGAACACCGUUGAUGGUGAUCCUCGAUGGUGCUGUACUCAUCUUCUUGAUCCUUCUGACCCUUUAUUUAUUAAAAUUGGAGAAGCAUUCAUUAAGCAACAGAUCAAAGAAUAUGGAGAUGUCACAAACAUUUAUAGCUGUGAUACUUUCAACGAGAACUCUCCACCUUCUAGUGACCCAACUUAUAUCUCCUCUCUUGGUUCUGCUGUUUAUAAAGCAAUGUCUAAAGUAGAUAGAGAGGCAGUGUGGCUAAUGCAAGGAUGGCUAUUUUAUUCAGACUCGUCAUUUUGGAAACCACCACAGAUGAAGGCACUUCUACAUUCUGUUCCAUUUGGGAAGAUGAUAGUGCUUGAUCUAUUUGCAGAUGUCAAACCAAUAUGGAAAUCAUCUUCUCAAUUCUAUGGCACUCCUUAUAUAUGGUGUAUGUUGCAUAACUUUGGUGGAAAUAUUGAAAUGUAUGGCAUAUUGGACGCAGUUGCUUCAGGUCCAAUUGAUGCCCGUAUUAGUAAAAAUUCAACAAUGAUUGGUGUUGGCAUGUGCAUGGAAGGAAUAGAACAUAAUCCUGUUGUAUAUGAGCUGAUGCCUGAAAUGGCAUUUCGAAGUGAUGCUUUACAACUGGAGGACUGGUUGAUAACCUACUCUCAUAGACGAUAUGGUAAAGCCAUUAAACAAGUUGAGACUGCCUGGAAAAUUCUUUAUCAUACAAUCUACAACUGCACCGAUGGAAUUGCUGACCAUAACAAAGAUUACAUCGUGAAGUUGCCUGAUUGGGAUCCAUCGCUGAGUUCCAGGUUUGAGAUGUCUGAAGUAAAUCACAUGCAAAAACUUGUUGAAAUACCACGAACCAGAAGGUUCUUGUUUCAUGAGACAAGCUCUUCCUUGCCUCAGCCACAUUUGUGGUAUAAUACUGGGGAAGUUCUCCGUGCAUUAAAGCUACUCCUUGAUGCUGGAAAUGAACUUUCUGGAAGCCUCACGUACAGGUAUGAUUUGGUUGAUUUAAUUAGGCAAUCACUCUCAAAGCUCGCAAAUCAGGUAUAUCUAAAUGCAAUAGCUGCUUUCCGGGAUGGGGAUGCAAAAGCUUUAAGUGUGCAUAGUCGAAAGUUCCUACAGCUCAUCAAAGACAUUGACAAACUUCUUGCUGCGGAUGAUAACUUUCUACUUGGUACAUGGCUCGAAAGUGCUAAAAAGUUAGCAGUAGAUGCAAAUGAGCUGAAACAGUACGAGUGGAAUGCAAGGACUCAAGUGACAAUGUGGUAUGAUAACACCAAGAAUGUUCAGAGCCAACUUCAUGACUACGCAAAUAAAUUUUGGAGUGGACUAUUAGAAGGAUAUUAUCUCCCGCGAGCAUCAAUGUAUUUCACUCGUUUGUUGAAAAGCUUGGAAGAAAACAAGGACUUCCAGUUGGAGGAAUGGAGACAAGAGUGGAUCACAUUCUCAAACAAGUGGCAAUCAGGUCGGGAAGUUUACCCGGUAAAAGCAAAGGGCGAUGCCCUUGUUAUUGCAAAGGAUCUAUAUCAGAAAUAUUUCACUUAA
Fraxinus pennsylvanica is the source of this 2430-nucleotide messenger RNA. Lineage: Eukaryota; Viridiplantae; Streptophyta; Magnoliopsida; Lamiales; Oleaceae. The record is from the annotation of a GenBank genome assembly.